AUGGGACAAGACUUCAACAUCGGUGUCGACGGCCUGUCCAGCCGGAGCCUCUGCAAGGCCGACGUCAAGCCCUGGCUCUUCCCCAAGAAGAAGAGCUCCAAAAGCCUCAACGUCGACGACGGCAAGGUCGACAUCUUCUGGGACCUGUUUUCCAUCACGUUCGGUGUGGGGCUGGAGCCGCUGGAGGGCUUCUACGUCGUGCAGGUGUUCGACCUCGAGCUGGCGCUCCAACUCGACUACAUGAAGGACGCGUACAGCAAGACUGACGCCAACCGGUAG
Hordeum vulgare subsp. vulgare (domesticated barley) is the source of this 279-nucleotide messenger RNA. RefSeq lists its product as uncharacterized. Lineage: Eukaryota; Viridiplantae; Streptophyta; Magnoliopsida; Poales; Poaceae. The record is from RefSeq and is a predicted model, not a curated record. The transcript has a single exon. The coding region runs from base 1 to 279 and encodes 92 amino acids.